Penicillium salamii is the source of this 1179-nucleotide messenger RNA. Lineage: Eukaryota; Fungi; Ascomycota; Eurotiomycetes; Eurotiales; Aspergillaceae. The record is from the annotation of a GenBank genome assembly.
AUGCACCGAGGCGUCGAUCUGGCACCAAAGGCCCAUAGACCCACCGACUGUACCGGUCAGAGCUUCAAGGCCCUGUUGCCUCUAACUACCGUCUCAACAGAUCAGCGGCCACUCCUCAGACGAGACUCGGUGUUGUCCAUCUCCGAACCUGCUUCCGAUCGAUCUUUCGCAAUACGAUAUGGUCGUUGCCAUCAGAUUAUUCACUAUGGCACAAAUAGCACCACACGGCUCCACAAAGACAAAUCUCAAAAUAAGACUCGGCUGCUAGCAAUCAAGGUGUACCGGCACUCCAUCUUGGAUGAGCCAUCAUGCUCUUCACAAUCCACCUCUCUCCAUCCUGAUCACCCAAACAUUCUCCCCAUCCUCGACGUGCUCCAGAAUGAACGUUCAGAACUCUGUCUCGUGACCCCAUACUGCGCAGGAGGCGAUCUGGGAAUCUUCUUGUCCCGAAACAGGCCUAUCCCAACCAAAGAAACGGAUUGUAUUUUGACACAGAUCUUACGAGCUCUGUCUUACCUUCACAGCCACGGCAUUGCACACCGUGAUAUCCGGCUCGAGACCAUCCUGCUAACCGCCAACGGAGCAGUAAAGGUGGCAGGAUUCGGCGACGGACACAUUCAACAGAUAUGGAAAGAAUCCACAGCCUGCAAAUCCCCAUCCGAAGCAAGGGAGCGUCCACGCUCCCAGUCAUACUCGGCUUCAUCGUUGAUAUUGCCAUGGCCACUGAAUUCAUUGUCUCGGCAUAUCGCCGCCUUCUCCUACCUCUCUGCAAAACCACACAAAUCGGCUUUCGGGAACCUAAAUCAGCCCUACAUUCCUCCAGAAGGGUUUUGUCAUUCCGUGCGUCGUGACAGCGAUGGAAAUAGUUACAAUGACAUCGACCCUCGUCCUGCUGAUGUGUGGGCCACCGCAAUGAUAUACAUGGCUCUCGUUACGGGUCGGCUACUGUGGCGGAGUGCUCGUCCGCAUUGCGAGGAUGGACGGUACUUGGAAUAUCUAGAGGCUCGACAUGAUAAGGAUGGAUAUACACCCAUCGAAGCCCUGGGGAAUAGACGACGCGAGAUCAUUUAUGCAAUGCUUAAUCCCCGAUCAUGGAAACGCAUUACCACUGCAACCCUGAUGCAGUCUGAAUGGAUAAAGGGCGUGGUGGUCUGUGAGGCAGGGGAUAAAGGCUUCUGA